UGCACUAGACCACUGCGCCACCCGGGAGGCUCUCUGCUGGACGCGAAGAGAAGUAUUGAAUGAUGUGUCUUUCAUCUGCUACAGUAAGUUUCCUUGGCUUACCACUGCAUCUACGGUCCUCAACGUUGCCCGUUUCUUUGUGCUUCUUCAAAAGAGCUUUGACACCACAUCUGGAAACCCCUGUCUGCCUUAAUGUCUGUCUGGGAGAGACCUGAGAGACCAGUCUGCCUUAAUGUCUGUCUGGGAGAGACCUUGCUGAUGCAGUAUAACUACCUCGUGUCUUGUUGCUGUGCUCAGUCAUGACUUUUGACAGUAAACUGUCUUCAGCAACCUCACCUUGUUAGCUGAGUUUGGCUGUUCCUGUUUCAGUUAAUGAUUUGUGUUUCAACUGUACAUAAUGGAUUGAUGAUCAUUAGCACCUGUUUGGUAUAAUUGUCUAAUCAUACACCUGACUAUAAUGCCUACAAAACCCCUGACUGUGCAAGUGUACCUAGAGGAAUUGAUGCUGUUUUUGAAGGCCACACCACAUAUGGAUUUAAUGUAGAUUAUUCUUCUGUUCACUCACUUUAUAUUUAUCAAAUAACUAAAUCUAUGAAUCCAUUUUUGAAAGCAUUUGUACUUUACAGUAUUUUUUUCACAUCUGCCUAAAACUUUUUCAUAGUACUACUACAUAUCUACAGUAUUGCGUUGCACCCCCUUUUGGACUCAACAAGGUGUCAAGUGUUCCACAGGGAUGCUGGCCCAUGUGGACUCAAGGUGUCAAGUGUUCCACAGGGAUGCUGGCCUAUGUGGACUCAACAAGGUGUCAAGUGUUCCACAGGGAUGCUGGCCCAUGUGGACUCAAGGUGUCAAGUGUUCCACAGGGAUGCUGGCCCAUGUGGACUCAAGGUGUCAAGUGUUCCACAGGGAUGCUGGCCCAUGUGGACUCAAGGUGUCAAGUGUUCCACAGGGAUGCUGGCCCAUGUGGACUCAAGGUGUCAAGUGUUCCACAGGGAUGCUGGCCCAUGUGGACUCAAGGUGUCAAGUGUUCCACAGGGAUGCUGGCCUAUGUGGACUCAACAAGGUGUCAAGUGUUCCACAGGGAUGCUGGCCCAUGUGGACUCAAGGUGUCAAGUGUUCCACAGGGAUGCUGGCCCAUGUGGACUCAACAAGGUGUCAAGUGUUCCACAGGGAUGCUGGCCUAUGUGGACUCAACAAGGUGUCAAGUGUUCCACAGGGAUGCUGGCCCAUGUGGACUCAAGGUGUCAAGUGUUCCACAGGGAUGCUGGCCUAUGUGGACUCAACAAGGUGUCAAGUGUUCCACAGGGAUGCUGGCCCAUGUGGACUCAAGGUGUCAAGUGUUCCACAGGGAUGCUGGCCCAUGUGGACUCAAGGUGUCAAGUGUUCCACAGGGAUGCUGGCCCAUGUGGACUCAAGGUGUCAAGUGUUCCACAGGGAUGCUGGCCCAUGUGGACUCAAGGUGUCAAGUGUUCCACAGGGAUGCUGGCCCAUGUGGACUCAAGGUGUCAAGUGUUCCACAGGGAUGCUGGCCCAUGUGGACUCAAGGUGUCAAGUGUUCCACAGGGAUGCUGGCCCAUGUGGACUCAAGGUGUCAAGUGUUCCACAGGGAUGCUGGCCUAUGUGGACUCAACAAGGUGUCAAGUGUUCCACAGGGAUGCUGGCCUAUGUGGACUCAACAAGGUGUCAAGUGUUCCACAGGGAUGCUGGCCCAUGUGGACUCAACAAGGUGUCAAGUGUUCCACAGGGAUGCUGGCCCAUGUGGACUCAACAAGGUGUCAAGUGUUCCACAGGGAUGCUGGCCCAUGUGGACUCAACAAGGUGUCAAGUGUUCCACAGGGAUGCUGGCCCAUGUGGACUCAACAAGGUGUCAAGUGUUCCACAGGGAUGCUGGCCCAUGUGGACUCAACAAGGUGUCAAGUGUUCCACAGGGAUGCUGGCCCAUGUGGACUCAAGGUGUCAAGUGUUCCACAGGGAUGCUGGCCCAUGUGGACUCAAGGUGUCAAGUGUUCCACAGGGAUGCUGGCCCAUGUGGACUCAAGGUGUCAAGUGUUCCACAGGGAUGCUGGCCUAUGUGGACUCAACAAGGUGUCAAGUGUUCCACAGGGAUGCUGGCCCAUGUGGACUCAAGGUGUCAAGUGUUCCACAGGGAUGCUGGCCCAUGUGGACUCAACAAGGUGUCAAGUGUUCCACAGGGAUGCUGGCCCAUGUGGACUCAACAAGGUGUCAAGUGUUCCACAGGGAUGCUGGCCCAUGUGGACUCAAGGUGUCAAGUGUUCCACAGGGAUGCUGGCCCAUGUGGACUCAAGGUGUCAAGUGUUCCACAGGGAUGCUGGCCCAUGUGGACUCAACAAGGUGUCAAGUGUUCCACAGGGAUGCUGGCCUAUGUGGACUCCAAUGCUUCCCACAGUUAUCAAGUCGGCUGGAUGUCUUUUGGCUGGGGGAUUAUUCUCGGGGAAGUGUUGAACAUGAAGAACCCAGCAGUGGUGCAGUUCUGGACACUCAACCCGGUGCGCCUGGCACCUACAGCCGUACCCCUUUCAAAGGACACUUAAAUAUUAACCCUCUGAAUGGCACACACAUAAUCUCAAGGUUUAAACAAACUUUGACCUCUCCGCUUCAACCUGUCAUUUGAAAUAAAUUCAUUAGGCCCUAAUCUAUGUAUUGGGAAUACAAAUACCUUAAAAGAUAGGUUUGUGUUUCAUAAAACCAGCCAGUAUCUGGUGUUAACACUAUUUGCCCCGUGCAGCGCGAGACAUUUGAUCAGGUUGCUGAUUGUGGCCUGUGGAAUGUUGUCUCACUCUUCUUCAAUUACUGUGAAGUUGAUGGAUAUUGGUGGGAACUGGAACACACUGUCAAUCCAGAGCAUCCCAAACAUGCUCGAUGGGUGACAUGUCCGGUGUGUAUGCAGGAUAUGGAAGAACUGGGACAUUUUCAGCUUCCAGGAAGUGUAUAGAUCACGGGGCCAUGCUGAAACAUGAGGUGAUGGUGGUGAAUGAAUGGCACGACAAUGGGCCUCGGGAUCUCGUCACAGUGUCUGCAUUAAAAUUGCAAUCGAUAAAAUGUACUGUAAUUGUGUACGGUGUCCGUAGCUAACAGAAUGCAUGACAAUACCAUAGCUCCACCGCCCCAUGAGGUUCUCUGUUCACAACAUUGACAUCAGCAAACCUUCUGCCCACAUAACGCCAUACACAUGGUCUGCGGUUGAGAAGAUGGUUGGAUGUACUACCAAAUUCUCUAAAAUUACGGUGGUGGCUUAUGGUAGAGGAAUUAACAUUCAUAUCUCUGGCAACAGCUCUGGUGGACAUUCCUGCAGCCAGCAUGCCAAUUGCAAGCUACCUCAAAGCUCCCCCAACUAGAGACAUCUGUGGCAUAGUGUUAGAUUAACAUUUUACUGACCUUUUAUUGUCCACAGCACAAGGUGCACCUGUGUAAUGGUCGUGCUGUUUAAUCAGCUUCUUGAUAUGCCACACCUGUCAGAUGGAUGGAUUGUCUAAGGAACUGGUGAGGGAAACGUUUUAGAUUAAUAUUGUAUGGCUGUGGGAUAAUGUGACUGAGGUCUUCUGCAUUGGAAGCUGCAUUAUAGGAGAAAUGCUCACUAACAGGAAUGUAAAUUAAUUUGUGCAAAACUUGAGAGAAAUUAGCUUUUUAUGCAUGUGGAACAUUUCUGGGAUCUUUUAUUUCAGCUCAUGAAACAUGGGACCAACACUUCAUGGAAUUGUGGUCCAGAUGACAGCCAAGCAUGUGCCUCUGGGCUGUCCUUUCGUGCUCUUGCAUCAUCAUAGCCAUAGACAGUAUACUAUUCUACCGUCUGCUUCAAAAAGGGUUGGAACAGCUCAAGCCUAUCCAACCACAGUAUUUCUAGUCAUUCUCAGCAAUAUAUAAGCAGGCAUGUCCUCUAUCUCUGGCUGAUAAGACUGAUCUAGUUCUGUCUUAAUGUCCCUCAGGAAUAGCCAGACAGGACAGUGUCUUAAUGUCUCUCAGGAAUAGCCAGACAGGACAGUGUCUUAAUGUCUCUCAGGAAUAGCCAGACAGGACAGUGUCUUAAUGUCCCUCAGGAAUAACCAGACAGGACAGAGUCUUAAUGUCCCUCAGGAAUAACCAGACAGGACAGUGUCUUAAGGAUCCACCCUUUUUUUUUCAAUUGUCACCUAAAAUGACAUACCCAAAUCUAACUGCCUGUAGCUCAGGCCCUGAAGCAAGGAUAUGCAUAUUCUUGGUACCAUUUAAUAUAAUAAUAUAAUAUAUGCCAUUUAGCAGACGCUUUUAUCCAAAGCGACUUACAGUCAUGUGUGCAUACAUUCUACGUAUGGGUGGUCCCGGGAAUCGAACCCACUACCCUGGCGUUACAAGCGCCAUGCUCUACCAACUGUGCUACAGAAGGACGACUGAGGAACACUGUCGUUUCUGGAAAUGUGAAAGGAACGUAGGAGAAUAUAAUACAAUAGAUCAGGUAAAAGAUUACACAAAGAAGAAAAAAUGUUUUCUUGUACCACCAUCGUUGAAAUGCAAGAGAAAGGCCAUUGUGUAUUAUUCCAGCUCAGCUACAAUUUAGAUUUUGGCCACUAGAUGGCAGUAGUGUAUAUGCAAAGUUUUAGACUGAUCCAAGCAAUCAUUGCAUUUCUGUUCAAAAUGUUGUAUCAAGACUGCCCAAAUGUGCCUAAUUUGUUUAUUAAUAUCUUUUCAAAGUUCAAAAUUGUAGGAGUAGGAGUAACAGGUUAAUCAACUUCUUCCAUGGUGCCCCAAAUCCUAAUGAGUUAAUUGUUACAUGAUUCAUUUAAUCGAGUAACAAUUAAACAGUUAGUGGGUUAAAUAAAUAACUCACAUUAAUGAAAGUCAAGUGCCGACAAUAUGCUUCAAUGUGCGUGUGUUCACAGUGCUUUGGCCGGACAAUGAUAGGUUCAGCUUGUGAUGUUAUAGUCAGUGGUGGAAAAAGUACCCAAUUCUCAUACUUGAAUAAACAUUUGAAAA
This is a messenger RNA of Oncorhynchus keta (chum salmon), 4968 nucleotides long. RefSeq lists its product as uncharacterized. Bases 744 to 2552 code for a protein of 602 amino acids. The record is from RefSeq and is a predicted model, not a curated record. Lineage: Eukaryota; Metazoa; Chordata; Actinopteri; Salmoniformes; Salmonidae. The transcript has 5 exons.